AUGACAUCCAAGACGCAACCGCAAAGACAUGAUUCGGACGAUGAAAAUGAAAACGAGGAAACGACCGAGUUGCAACAACCUCGCCGUAGAUCCGAACGUCGUGUGAUAAGAAACCAAGAUCGAGAGUUGAACCUUGCAUCCCGAUUGUUUAGAGGUUCAUCGACUCCUAAAAAGAAAACUAUGUCCAUAUCAAUGAAAAAUGUUCUACUUUGGAAUCCAUCCCCGGACCCGGAAGCUCCAAACCACGCCUUCUAUGAAAAUAUUAUACCAUUUCUCAAUCAUCUCGCUCAAUUAUACGUGAUUCAUCUUGUUUGUCCUGUUGACAGUUCCCAGGAAAGAGAACAAAUUCUUUGUCUUCUUAGAAAUGCUAACCUUUUCAGUUCCAAUGUCAUCGAUGAGCGCAGGGUUCUUUUCUGUGAGACCCAAGAAGGAAAAAUUCACAUCAUUCGACACUUGGAGGCAAAUGUUCACGUUGAAGGCGGAACGAACGGGGAAGAAACUGUGGAGAUGGUCAGAGGAUUUGUGGACAAGGUCAUCUGGUUAAUGCAAGGAGGAAGUAUGGGAAAUGGUGUUUGGGCCGAAGGCAGUGAGAUUAAGUCCAACUUGGACAGGAAUCAAUGGAACAACGUCGAAAUCUGUCGAAACCUCUGGACGAGCAGUCUAAACUUUGAACUUAGGAAUCGAUAG
Molecule: messenger RNA, 687 nt
Organism: Acaulospora colombiana
Lineage: Eukaryota; Fungi; Glomeromycota; Glomeromycetes; Diversisporales; Acaulosporaceae
Source: the annotation of a GenBank genome assembly